AGGUUUGGUCAGUCCUCCCGGACCAAAGCCUCUACCUAUUAUUGGGAAUGUACUUGACUUUCCUCCGAAUCGAUGGUAUGAAACGUUCACCGAAUGGCACAAGGCGAGAUGUGAUUUAUGUUGAUCUGAUGGGCCAACCCUUCCUUAUAUUGAACUCUCUGGCCGAUGCAGAAGAAUUGACAAAUAAACGAUCGAAUAUCUACAGUUCUCGACCCGUGCAUAUGAUGGUUACUGUCUUAAUGGACUUUGGUUGGAGUAUCUUAAUGCGCCAGCCAGGAAAGGAGUUCAAUGAACAAAGAAAGGUUUUCAGAAAGGCUAUUGGUCCUCAAGUUAUUUCCCAAUACGAUCUCUUGACUGAAAGGGAGGUGGACCGAACGGUAUCCUCUCUCAUAGGCGUUGUUUCUGCUAUCGUCCUCAUACUGGGGUAUGGAGACAAACUCCAUCGUGAAUACGACGACACGAUCAAAGUUGACACACUGGAACCUCUUGUAGUGAGAUACAUCCCUGCAUGGUUCCCUGGAGCAGGAUUCCACGAAGUAGCUCGAAAGGGCAAGCAAAUGACCCAAAGAAUCCGCGAUUGGCCCUAUGAAUUAGUUCUCCAAGAUAUGGCAAAAAAUGAGGCAGAUCCCUCGUUUAUUUCUGGUUUAUUCAAUUCUCCCGAGUUUACCAAUGAGAAUUUGCGAGACGCCGUGGCACUACUCUAUGGAGGUGGGGUUUGUCUACUUUGUCCGAGUGAAAAUAUUUAUAACCAGCCUUUCACCAAUUUAGGUGGCGUUGAUACGACGUCUACUGCAUGUCACGUCUUCCUCUAUAACAUGGUCCUACAUCCCAAUAUCCAGCGUAAAAUCCAGAAAGAAAUCGACGAUAGUAUUGGCCGGGGUCGUUUACCCACGACUGCAGAGGCACAAAAAUUGAGCUAUUUUCAAGCAGCCUGGAAAGAAUCUCUCCGUCUUGAUCCUCCAGUCCCAUUGGGGGUCCCCCACGUCGCGUCUCAAGAUGAUUCUUGGAAUGGAUACUUCAUACCCAAAGGAACUAUGGUCAACUGUAAUAUUGGGGAUCCCAGGAUUUGGGGCGACGAUGCAGACGUAUUCCGGCCCGAGAGAUUUUUAGAGGAGAGUGCAAAGGAUUUGCCAGACAUCUCUAUGAUUCCCUUUGGCUUUGGAAAGCGGUACGUCAUUUUUUAG
Molecule: messenger RNA, 1184 nt
Organism: Acaulospora colombiana
Lineage: Eukaryota; Fungi; Glomeromycota; Glomeromycetes; Diversisporales; Acaulosporaceae
Source: the annotation of a GenBank genome assembly